UGCAGGAAGUGAAGCAGUCAUGGCGAUGCCUGUAGCGUUACUUUCUGAAUCUGUGCUCGGAUGGUCGAUUUUCACAGUCGUUUUACUGGUCAUCUUGGCCUUCUGCUGGGUUUAUAUUCGGAAGUAUCAGAGUCGACAGGAGAGCGAGGUUAUCUCCACUAUCACGGCGAUAUGUGCUCUGGCUAUUGCACUCAUCACAUCAGCUCUUCUUCCGGUGGAUAUCUUCCUAGUGUCCUUCAUGAAGCACCCCAAUGGCACUUACAAGGAAUGGGCAGCAAAUAAUGAAACCAGGGUGCAGAUCGAAGACACAGUUUUGUAUGGCUACUACACUCUCUACUCCAUCAUUCUGUUCUGCGUCUUCCUCUGGAUCCCCUUUGUCUAUUUCUACUACGAGGAGAAAGAUGAAGACAACAACAACAAGUGCUUGCAAGUGAAAAAUGCACUGAAGUACACAAUAGGAUUUGUGAUUGUGUGUUCCGCGCUGCUUUUGAUUGGCUCAUCCCGUCAUCCUCUUGGGAUGGACUCGGAGAAGAACAACUGUCUCAUCUGGCGAAACGCAAGCCAAGCAGCAGGAGCUCUCUACUCCAUCAUUCUGUUCUGCGUCUUCCUCUGGAUCCCCUUUGUCUAUUUCUACUACGAGGAGAAAGAUGAAGACAACAACAACAAGUGCUUGCAAGUGAAAAAUGCACUGAAGUACACAAUAGGAUUUGUGAUUGUGUGUUCCGCGCUGCUUUUGAUUGGAACGUUUGUUCCUUUGGCGCCUCCACCCAACCAGAACUCCACUCAGUGGGAGAAGGUGCAGUACCUGUUUGAAGAGCUGGGCAGCAGCCAUGGCCUGGCCGCCCUGUCGUUCUCCAUCAGCUCGCUCACCUUGAUUGGCAUGCUGGCAGUGAUCACAUACACGGCGUACGGGAUGUCCGUGCUGCCACUGAACCUGAUUAAAGGCACACGCAGCGUCCUGUAUGAGCGGCUGGAGAACACGGAAGACACGGAGGAGGUGGAGCACCAGAUAGACAAGCUCAAAGCCAAGUGUGCUGAUGGUCGUCCUCUGUCUAUGAGAGACCGGCGGAACCUCCAGGAUCUUGAAGACAAACUGCAGUUGCUGCAUCGACGUGGACGUCACCUGGAGAUCGCAGAGAGAAACUGCUGCAAUAAAGUGGGCUCUGCUCUCCGUCCCAUGAAGAUCUUGCUCGGAGUCUUCUUCAUCCUGGUGGCCCUUUUGUUCUUCGUGACCUUGUUUAUUUCCAAUCUGGAUAAAGCUUUACAUUCAGCUGGUAUCAGCACUGGAUUUAUCAUCUUUGGGACCAACUUAACCAACCCUCUUAAUGAGCUGCUGCUGGCACUGCAACCGGUUUUCCCAUUGGAUUACGUUCUCAUCACCGUUAUCACAAUGUACUUUGUCUUCACCUCAAUGGCUGGGAUCCGUAAUAUGGGGAUUUGGUUCUUUUGGAUAAGGCUGUAUAAAAUCAGGCCUCAGAGAACCCGACCGCAGGCCCUGCUCUUUCUCUGCAUGAUCCUCCUCCUCAUCGUCCUCCACACCAGCUACAUGAUCUACAGUCUGGCCCCGCAAUACGUCAUGUACGGCAGCCAGAAAUACCUGCUGCAGACUCCACUACCCACAGCAGACCCUUCACAAAGCAAUCGUUCUGCUACCAUCACCAAGAUAUGUGAUGCAGAUGCUCCUGAAGACCAGUGCACGGUAACCAGAUCAUACCUGUUCCUGCACAAAUUUUGGUUUUUCAGCACCAUCUACUAUUUUGGCAAUUGGGCUUUUCUUGGGGUGUUUCUCAUCGGUUUGGUUGUGUCGUGCUGUAAAGGCAAGAAGUCUGUGAUUGAAGGGGAAGUUGAUGCAGACGACUCAGAUUUCAGUGAUGAUGAAUAUGUCCAUUAACCUCUGCUGUGGUAUGAAACAAACACCUGAUUUUACUAGGUCUGGUUAGCAGUUAGAGCUGGAGUGGCUCAAUCGUAAAACAGUUUUUCACCUUCUCAAAACUCAUCUUUGGUUCGUCGUUCAGAGAGAGUAUUAUUAUUAUUAUUAACAUUCUUUAAGACUUAAGUGAAUGUGUUAUGAUGCCAAAUAGAUUUUGUGUCUCUAGAGGCAUUGCUGUGUUUAAUUAGUUAAUAGUCUGAUAUGAUAACCCGUUUCUACUACCAACUGAGGGUUUAUAUGCAUGUCAUGUUGCAUUUCUGUCUGAAAUAAUUCAACACAAAAGACCAAGUUUAGUUUCAGAUAAGGUUUAAAGGUACAGAUAUUUUUGUUGACAGAAAUAAAAAGGGUUGAGAUCUUUAUGCUGAAUUAUUUAUUGAAGCUUUUUAUAAUUGCUGUGCAUAUCUGUCUUUUUGUUGUUUAGGAAUAAUACUGCUGUGUGCUUUCUUUAAUGUUUCUGAUCUCUGAAUUAUUAUUGCCAUAAUGUCGAAUUACUGUCACGCAUGUUGAUUUAUUUCACAGACUUUUAUUUUGGAAUUAUUGGAUUGUACUUGCAAUGAUAGACUGAUGCAAAAUGAUGUAAAAUAUACAGUGUUUCCCUGUUUUGCUUCUUUUCUGAAAUUAACAUUUCUUUGAAAAUGUCUGUAUCAAUGCAGU
This is a messenger RNA of Danio aesculapii, 2584 nucleotides long. It is a transcript of the gene lmbrd1, whose product is annotated as LMBR1 domain containing 1. NCBI's taxonomy places the organism in Eukaryota, Metazoa, Chordata, Actinopteri, Cypriniformes, Danionidae. The record is from RefSeq and is a predicted model, not a curated record. Gene Ontology annotation, biological process: protein localization to vacuole. The transcript has 19 exons. The coding region runs from base 20 to 1891 and encodes 623 amino acids. Gene Ontology annotation, cellular component: vacuolar membrane.